Molecule: messenger RNA, 1175 nt
Organism: Spathaspora passalidarum NRRL Y-27907
Lineage: Eukaryota; Fungi; Ascomycota; Pichiomycetes; Serinales; Debaryomycetaceae
Exons: 2
Coding region: 50-1021 (323 amino acids)
Cellular component (GO): cytosol; eukaryotic translation initiation factor 3 complex; eukaryotic 43S preinitiation complex
Molecular function (GO): protein binding; metallopeptidase activity; translation initiation factor activity
Source: RefSeq, a predicted model, not a curated record
AAAUUUAAGCAGAGAUAUCGACAAGACCAACACAGUAAUAGCAUCCACCAUGUCUGACCAAACUUCAUCUGCCAACACUAUUACUAUUUCAUCCAGUGUAUUAUUGUCUUUGAUUAGACACACUUCUGAAAACUACCCAUCAUUAUUCUCAGGAGCCUUGUUAGGGUUUGAAGAUGAUAACGGAGUUAUAGAUGUCACUCACGGGUUCCCAUUUCCAUACCCUGACCAAUACGAAGGAGGCUCCUUAAAGUCUAGAAGUGGUGCCCAAUACCAAAAGGAUAUUUUGGAAAAUUUCAAGAAGUUGGGUUAUGGAAUUGAAUUCCAAGGUUGGUUUCAAUCCACCAUAUCUGGUAACUUUGUAACCAGUCAGUUGGUUGAAGCUUUGGCCCAGCAACAAUUAGCCAAUGCCAACUCUUUUAUUAUUAUCCACGAUAUGUCCAGUAUUGGCAAGGAGGUCUCUUUGAAGGCUUUAAGAUUAUCUCAAGGUUUUAUGACCGCUUACCAAGAUGGUAAAUGGAAAUCUAAGGAUUUAGAACAUCUCAAAUUAUCUUAUUUCAACAUAUUUGACGAAUUGAAUGUUGAAGUCAAGAACCAAGCCUUGGUCAACUUAUACUUGGCCAACUUGAAGUCUACUGAACCAGAAUUAGACAUUCUUAACCUUGCUUCCCACCAAACUUCCACUGGUCAAUUAUUAGAAUCAUUAUAUAGUCAAAUUGAUUCAUUCAACUAUGAUCAAAACAACUUCAACUAUUACCAAAGACAAUUACAAAAGGAACAAUCCAAAAUUAACCAAUGGAAACAACAAAGAAAGUUGGAAAAUCUCGAAAGAGUCAAGAAGGGUGAUAAGGAGUUGGAUACCGAAGAAUGGAAAACUUUAUUUAGAUUACCUAAUGAACCAUCCAGAUUCAACAAUAUGUUGCAUAGUCAUGCCAUUGAUGUAUUGGCUGAUGAUAUUUUAAAGAAGUGUGAUGAAGAAUUAACCAAGAGUUCAGUUAUUGAAAGAAAGUUGACCUUAGCUUAGUUUAAUUGUGUAAUAUAGCAGCAGUUUAUUUGUGGAGUAUGGACUUUGUAGGAGUUGUAAUGCCGUGCUUAGUAUUGGGUAUGUAGAAACUCACGUGAUGCGCAUCACACGACUUCAAUUCACAUGACUCACUGAUUUGCUAAUUUACGAAUAU